Molecule: messenger RNA, 1803 nt
Organism: Dictyostelium discoideum AX4
Lineage: Eukaryota; Evosea; Eumycetozoa; Dictyosteliales; Dictyosteliaceae
Exons: 2
Coding region: 1-1803 (600 amino acids)
Source: RefSeq, a predicted model, not a curated record
AUGAGAUUACUUAAAGCUUUAUUAGUAGGUUGUUUGGCUGUGAAUGUAGCUUGUGCCACUACUGAUGUUAAAUUACAAAAAUGGUUUGAAAAUAUUGACCAAACUCAAUUGAAUCCAUAUCAACAAUCAAUCUAUAAUAGAUUGGCAUCAAUGGAAGAAUACGUUGAUGAAUGGAAGAACAUGUUCCAUUUAAUGGUCCUUGAUGAAAAUCAUAAUGAACAAAAUCCAGAAUGGUCAAUCGUUAAUAAAAAAUGGAAUGAAGGUUACAAUUAUGAAAAUGAACAAGAAAAUAACUUGGAUAAAGAAAUUAAACAAAUUGAAGCCACUCAUAAUUUCCAAGAUCUAGAAAUGGAACUUAAUCAAGAAAAUCAAGAAAACAAUCAAGAAAACAAUCAAGAAAAAAACCAAGAAAACAAUCAAGAAAAAAACCAAGAAAACAAUCAAGAAAACAAUCAAGAAAACAAUCAAGAAAAUAAAAAUAAUCAAAGCAAAAUUCAACAAGAACAAAAUGAAAAACAAGAACAAAAUGAAAAACAAGAAGUGAAUGAAAAACAAGAAGUGAAUGAAAAACAAGAAGUGAAUGAAAAACAAGAAUUGAAUGAAAAACAAGAAGUGAAUGAAAAACAAGAAGUGAACGAAAAACAAGAAGUGAAUGAAAAACAAGAACAAAAUGAAAAACAAGAAAUAAACCAAGAACAAUUGAGUCAACAAAAGAAUGAACAACAAGAAAAAUUGAAUCAACAAAAUAAUCAACAACAAGAAGAGUUGAAUAAACAAAAUAACCAAAAACAAAAUAGUAACAAAUCAAUUUUAAACAUUGAAGUUGGUUUGGGUCAACAAAAUCAACAACAAAAUCAACAAAAUCAACAACAACAACAAAAUCAACAAGAAAAUCAACAACAAAAAAAUCAACAACAAGCUCAACAAAACCAACAACAAAAUCAACAAGCUCAACAAGCUCAACAAGCUCAACAAGCUCAACAAAAUCAACAAGCUCAACAAAAUCAACAAGCUCAACAAAAUCAACAAGCUCAACAAAAUCAACAAGCUCAACAAAAUCAACAAGCUCAACAAAAUCAACAAGCUCAACAAAAUCAACAAGCUCAACAAAAUCAACAAGCUCAACAAAAUCCACAAGCUCAACAAGCUCAACAAAACCAACAAGCUCAACAAAAUCAACAAGAAAAAAACAACAAUAAAUCAAUUCUAAGUAUUGAAAUUGGAAAUAAUGCUGCACAAAAACAAAGUGAAAACUCUAAACAAUCUGCUGCAAUUCAAACUGAUGUAAACGUUGCCAACAAACAAAACCAAGAAAACAAAGCUAAUCAAGAAAACAAAGCUAAUCAAGAAAACAAAGAUAAUCAAGAAAAUGGUGAUAAUCAAGUGAAUGAUGCUAAUCAAGAACAAAAUCAAAAUGAAAACAAUGUUAAUAAGAAAGUUGAAGAAAGUCAAUCAAGAAAAUCAAGAAAAUCAAAACAAGGUAGACAAGGUAGAAAAUCAAGACAAGAAAAAGAAAAUACUAAUGAUUUAUUAGGUCUUGAUAUUGGUCUUGGUUUAAAUGGUAAUAAUCAAGAAGAUGCUGAAAACCCAGGUUUAUUCGCCAGAUUAGGUGUUUCUAAACGUCAAUUGGUUCCAGAAGAAAUUGAAAACCAAGAUUUGGCAGAAGCUGCUUUUGAAAUCACUUCUGAAUUAGAACAAGAAGUUAUUCGUCAAAUUAAUGGUCAACAAGCUGACUAUACUGUUAAUCCAGAAAUAGUUGCUCAAGCUAAAUUAAUCGUUGAAAAUGCUUAUGAUGCUUAUUAA